Messenger RNA from Sorex araneus (European shrew), 5369 nucleotides. RefSeq names its product RUN and SH3 domain containing 2 (gene RUSC2). Gene Ontology annotation, cellular component: cytoplasmic vesicle. Gene Ontology annotation, molecular function: protein binding. The transcript is spliced from 12 exons. The record is from RefSeq and is a predicted model, not a curated record. Lineage: Eukaryota; Metazoa; Chordata; Mammalia; Eulipotyphla; Soricidae. Bases 364 to 4878 code for a protein of 1504 amino acids.
AAAACACUCCGCGUGACUCGCGGCUCCCGGCGCAGCGGGAGCGCGGGAGGUGGGCGAGCCCCGCCGGUCCAGCGGAACGAACCAACGCGCCGUCCACCAGGGGCGGCAUGCGGGCAAGCCAGAUCGCACCACCCGCGCCACAGCUGCAGGGGCGGGGCCCGGCCGUUACCAACCCGCGUGGAGAGGACGGGGGGCGCCAGCCUGAGUCCGAGGCACCGCGACCCUUCGAGGAGGGCGCGAGACGCCGCCGCCGCCGCCGCCCGCGCUGAAGGACCGCGCUGAGGCGACAGAGGAGGUGCCAAGCUCUCCUGAUGAAAUGUGUUCUGCCCCACUGGGCUCCGGGGGCAGUGUCUGGUGCUGUUGAUGCCCUUGUUCGAACUUUCCAGAAUGGAUAGUCCCCCCAAGCUGUCUGGAGAAACCCUUAUCGUCCACCACAUCCCCCUGGUGCACUGUCAGGUUCCAGACCGGCAGUGCUGUGGCGGGGCGAGUGGAACAAGUGGGGGCACGAGACCCCAUCCGUUCUGUCCACCUGAGCUAGGCGGCCCCCAGACUGAUCAGGACCUGGGCCAGGCCGACUCCCUGCUCUACAGCAGCCUCCGCUCCGCCCCGGGGGGAACCACACGCUCUGCAGACAGUGCCAAGAGCAGGGCUCGGGAUGGAAGGGGCACCGGGGGUCCCAGAAGACACAAUCCCUUCUUGCUGCAGGAGGGUGUGGCCGAGCCAGGCCUGGAUGACCUGUAUGAUGACAGCAUGGCUGACGGUGACCCCCAGCAGUCCUUCCACCUGCAUGAGACUGGCCAGCCCACCUUCCAUCUGUCCUCGUUCCAGUUGCCACCAUCUGGCCCCAGAGUGGUCAGGCCCUGGGGGGCAACACACAGCCGAACGGGAGUGGUAGAAGGCCAGGAGCAAGAGCCAGUUGCCACCUUGAAUGCCCAGCGGUGCAGUACUAACCACUGCUGCCAGCCAGAGCUGGACACAGAGACGAUGGAGUUGGACGAGUGUGGAGGGCCUGGCGGGAGUGGCAGUGGCGGCGGAGCCAGUGACACCUCUGGCUUCUUUGAGCAGGAAUGGAAGCUCAGUUCAGAUGAGUCGCCCCGGAACCCCAGAUACUCUGGCUCAGGGCCCCAGCACUGCCGCUGCAGCAGCACGUCUAGCCAGUCGGAGGCAGCCGACCAGUCCAUGGGCUACGUGAGCGACUCUUCAUGCAACAGCUCCGAUGGGGUGCUGGUCACCUUCAGCACCCUCUACAACAAGAUGCACGGCAGCUCCCGGGCCAAUCUCAACUCUGCCCCGCAGUCCUGCAGUGACUCCUCUUUCUGUAGCCACUCGGACCCCGGAGCCUUCUACCUGGACCUACAGCCCUCCCCAGCAGAGUCGAAGAUGUCUUGCGAGUCCCACCACCCUGACAGCGGAGAGAGGGAAGGCAGCUACGGCUGUCCUCACGCCUCCUCGCCUGAGCUCGAUGCCAACUGCAACUCCUACCGCCCACACUGUGAGCCAUGCCCAGCUGUGGCUGACCUCACCGCUUGCUUCCAGAGCCAGGCCCGUCUGGUUGUAGCCACACAAAAUUACUAUAAACUUGUCACCUGUGACCUAUCCUCCCAAUCCUCCCCAAGCCCGGCAGGCUCUUCCAUCACCAGCUGCUCUGAGGAACACACCAAGAUUAGCCCUCCACCUGGCCCUGGCCCAGCCCCGGCCCCAGACCCUAACCAGCCCUCCGAGUAUUACCUAUUCCAGAAGCCAGAAGCCCAGUCAGAGGACCAGGAAGCAGUGGGAUCCACAGCCGAAGCAGCCGCUCCUGUGAGCCCAACUGUGAUCGAGGGACAAGUCUACACCAAUACGUCGCCCCCUAACCUUAGCACAGGACGCCAGCGCUCACGAAGCUACGAUCGCAGCCUUGAGCGUAGCCCUCCAGUCCGCCUCGGCUCACUGGAACGCAUGUUGAGUUGCCCUGUGCGCCUGAGUGAGGGCCCUGCCACCCUGGCAGGGCCUGGCUCCCCACCCAGGCGAGUCACCUCUUUUGCCGAGCUUGCCAAGGGCCGGAAGAAAGCCGCAGGAUCUGGCUCCCCGCCACUUCGAGUGAGCAUUGGGGACUCCUCCCAGGAGUUCUCACCUAUCCAGGAAAACCACCAGGAUAAGGUGGGCCCGCUGAACGAGGGCACUCACUGUAGCCAUAGCCUGCCCCCCAUGCCUUUGGGGCCAGGCUUGGACCUAGUCAGCCAAGACCCUUGGGCCAUCCAGGUUUGUCAGGGCCCCCAGUCUAAUGAGAUGCCAUCUGCUGGCCUCAGAGCUGCUGGACAAGAUACACUGGGCCAACUAUUGGAGCCAGAGCCUGCUCUCCCAGGGAGCCCAGCCAACAGCCAUACCCAGAGGGAUGCACGAGCUAGAGCUGACGGGGGGGGUGCUGAGAGCAGACCAGUUCUUCGCUACAGCAAGGAGCAGAGGCCAACCACGCUGCCCAUCCAGCCCUUCGUGUUCCAGCACCACUUCCCCAAGCAGCUGGCCAAGGCCCGGGCCCUCCACAGCCUGUCCCAGCUCUACAGCCUCUCUGGUUGCAACCGUGCACAGCAACCAGCGCCCCCGGCUGCUCAAGCCCAGCCCCCAGCGACAUCAGGAGACUCCCAGGCACCUGCCAGCCGGGGGGCCAGGAAAGCGGGGCCCGAGCCAGAAACUUCACGGCCGUCCCCCCUGGGUAGCUAUUCCCCCAUCCGGAGUGUGGGUCCCUUCGGACCCAGCACCGACUCUUCUGCCUCCACUUCGUGCUCACCACCCCCUGAGCAGGCCACUGAAAACCCCCCGCCAUGGAGCCACUCCUGCCCCGGCCGCCCGGCCACCACACAGCAGCCACAGAAAGAGGAGCAGAAGGUCCUGACCUUGACUGAGUACCGACUCCAUGGACCAGGAAGCCUGCCGCCACUGGGCGCCUGGAGAUCCACGCUCGGCCGAGCAGAGAGCCUGGCCCGCGCAGGUGGCGAGGGCAGCAUGGCCUCCAGGCCCAGUAAUGCCAACCACCUGUCCCCUCAAGCGCUCAAGUGGCGGGAAUACAGGAGAAAGAAUCCACUCGGGCCCCCUGGUCUGUCAGGGAGCCUGGACCGGAGGCCACAGGAAGCGCGGCUGGCCCGGAGGAACCCCAUAUUUGAGUUCCCUGGCUCCCUCAGUUCUGGCCAUCUGAACUGCCGAUUGAAUGGCCAGAUAGGAAAGCCAUUACCACUGACGUGCCCUGACUUCCAGGACCCCUUUUCCCUGACCGAGAAGCCCCCAGCUGAAUUCUGUCUGUCCCCAGAUGGCAACUCGGAGGCCGUUUCCAUUGACCUGCUUCAGAAAAAAGGGCUGGUGAAAGCCGUCAACACUGCGGUCGACCUCAUCGUGGCGCAUUUCGGCACCAGCCGGGACCCUGGCGUGAAGGCCAAGCUGGGGAACAGUUCUGUGAGCCCCAACGUCGGCCACCUGGUCCUGAAGUACCUGUGCCCCGCGGUCCGCGCCGUGCUGGAGGACGGGCUCAAGGCCUUUGUGCUCGACGUCAUCAUUGGGCAGCGGAAGAACAUGCCAUGGAGUGUGGUUGAGGCGUCCACACAGCUAGGACCAUCCACGAAAGUCCUCCAUGGCCUCUACAACAAGGUCAGCCAGUUCCCAGAGCUCACCAGCCACACCAUGCGCUUCAACGCCUUCAUCCUGGGCCUGCUCAACAUCCGGUCCCUGGAGUUCUGGUUCAACCACCUCUAUAACCAUGAAGAUAUCAUCCAGACCCAUUACCAGCCCUGGGGCUUCCUGAGCGCCACGCACACCGUGUGCCCCGGCCUCUUCGAGGAGCUGCUGCUGCUGCUGCAGCCACUGGCCCUGCUGCCCUUCAGCCUCGACCUGCUGUUCCAGCACCGGCUGCUGCAGAGCGGGCGGCAGCAGCAGCAGCGCAAGGAGCUGCUGCGGGAGUCGCAGGACCUGCUGCUGUCUGCACACUCCACGCUGCAGCUGACCCGCGCCCGGGGCCAGGAGGGCCCUGGGGACAUGGACCGGGCUGGUGAUGGGGAGCGGGUGAAGGGGGUCGGCGCCCCAGAAGGUGGAGAAGACGAGGAAGAGGAAGAAGCGGAGGAGGCCGCAGCGGCCGCUGGGAGCUCAGGCCGCGGCAGGGGGGCCCGAGGCGGGCAGACAGGCUGGUGGUAUCAGCUCAUGCAGAGCUCCCAGGUGUACAUCGAGGGCUCUGCAGAAGGUUCUAGGUUCCCCCGUGGGGGCAGCAGCAGUGAGAAAAAGAAAGGCACAGGCGGCGGGGGACCACCACCCCGAGAGGGAGUCGUGGAGGGGGCUGAGGCCUGCCCUGCCCCCGAAGAGCCCCUUGUCCGGGACCGGGGCUGGCCCUUCUGGAUGGGGAGCCCCCCGGACUCGGUGCUCGCUGAGCUGAGGCGCAGUCGGGACCGGGAGGGGCCCCCUGCGCCCCCAACAGGAAACGAGGAAGGAGCCUCAGAGCCUUCUCCUGGGGGCAUCAAGUGGGGGCACCUCUUUGGGUCUCGAAAGGCUCAACGUGAGACCCGGCCCACCAACAGGCUCCCCUCAGACUGGCUGAGCCUGGACAAGUCCAUGUUCCAGCGAAUGGCGCAGACGGUGGGUGCAUUCCGGGAGCCCCCCGAGCCCAAGGAGUGCCCACAGGAGCCGCACUCCCCAGCCCCGCCCGCCAAGCCUCCCUGUGAGGUGAAGGCGCUAUGCCACCAUCUGGCCACCGGCCCAGGACAGCUGAGCUUCCACAAGGGGGACGUCCUGCGGGUCCUGGGACCAGCUGGAGGAGACUGGCUGCGCUGUAGCCGGGGCCCCGACACCGGCCUGGUGCCGCUGGCCUAUGUCACCUUGACCCCGACUCCAAGUCCAACCUCUGGAAGCAGCCAAAACUGAGGUCCUGUGCAUGCUGGUGACCUCAGGGACCCUCGUAACCCUCAGACUCGGGGCCUAAGAGCCCUUCCCCCGCCCUCUGGCUCGCUCCAGAGAGCAGUGGGAGCAGGGGCACGUAGUCCUGUACUCAGUAUUAAUUCUCCCGGGACUGUCCCGGGGCCCUUGCCUGGCCCCCCACCCAGGGAGGCAGGGAAGGCAGGAGGCCCUGGGUACCCGGGAUUCCCUGAUCCAGGGGGCCAGCACGUCCAUGGGUGCAGACGAGCACCUCCCGAUACAGGGAGGCGACCGGAAGGCCUGUUUUCAGAGUUCCCUUGGCCAGGUGGCAAGGAGGAUGGGUGACAGUAUUGGGGCCGGAUUCCUCAGCCCCAGAGCUGUGAAUGGGCCGUGACCAGUGCCUGGUGGCCAGAAGGAUGAGGAAGAGCCCAGGCUUCUGUUUAUGUACUUAUUUAUUUAUUUAUUACACCUAUUAAUAAAAAAGGUGCUCGGCCUCCAAA